AUAGAAAAGCCUGUUGAACUAAAGUUAACAGACACAUACACAGAAAUGAGAAGUAACACUUCAAAACAAAGAGGAGGAGAUCCAGGAUUUCGGUAUUUGAAAAUGUUUAACUAUUUAAUGUCGAAUGUUGGACAGAUCAGUGGAGUCGAACUGCGAUCAAAUUCUUUGAAAGAUUCUAAACAGAUUCAUAGUUCUGGUCAUGUAAAUUCUGUAAAGAUAACACAAAAUUAUUUGCGUAAAAUAACAGCAGAUAUAACAGCUGACGCUGAAAGAUUACAAAUCAUAAGCUUUAGUCAAAACAACAUUUUGGAAAUUAAAAAUGACACAUUUAAAGGUCAUUUUGAUGUUGAACACAUUGACUUGAGUAAUAAUACAUUACGCUCAUUACCAGAUAAAAAUUUUUAUAACAUGCACAAAUUGAAAUUUGUUAGUCUCGCAAGAAAUAUAUUAACAACAUUACCAAGAAAUAUUUUCUCAACGCUUAAUGAAUUGAGCACUUUAGAUAUGGAAGGAAACAGUAUUACUCAUAUAGAAAUAACUCACCUUCCUUUCAAUAACUUUCAACUAAGCUAUAUAAAUCUAAAUUACAAUCCGAUCAUUAAAUUACCAGUGGCAAUAUUUUAUAUCCAGGGUUUGAAGACAGUUGACUUGAAAUACACAAAAAUUACUUUUUCUGCAUUAUGGUCCAUUUUGGAAACAAUUGACAUCUUAUCGUUAUUAAUAAGUAUUGCACCUGUAGUAGAUAUUUCUAACGAUAUAGUUUCGAAUUUAUUCCCAGAAAAAGCUACAGAUUUUGUAUGGAGAAACGUGGAUUUAACAGGAUGCAAGGUUUCUGGAUUUGAUUGGACCGAGGAACAGCGUACAGCUCUUACUUUUGCAAAAACUAAAUUGAGGAUAAUUCUGUCAUAUUUUCGUUUUGUUUUAACGGAUAAUCCAAUAGAUUGCUUUUCAAAUAAUAUAGUUUUUCUUAUAGAUCUGGUAAGCAUUAAUCGCAAAAACGGUAUUUUUUCUGGAAACGAAUAUUUUUUCAAUGAAUGGCGUUGUGAAAAUCCUAUCGAAUUUCGCGGAAGACUACUUUUUAAAAUCAAACCAGAAGAGACAUAUUAUAAGAUGCAUGACACUAACUGUCCAAGUGAAUGUGCAUGUUUCUUUCGCUAUAACAAGAGUAUUACAAUAAUUGAUUGUAGAGGUGCGAAUUUGUCAUCUGUACCGGAAUCUGUACCUCCAGGGCUCAUUGAUAUGUGGCUACAAAACAACAAUAUAUCAAUGUUGAAUUUUAGAGCAUAUUUUUACAACGUGAGACAACUUUAUAUGUCUAGCAAUAGUUUAAGAGUGAUUUAAGAUAACGUUUUCAGUGAAAUGAAAAAAUUGAAAUUUUUGAAAGUUGACCGCAACGUUUUAGGUUAUUUACCGAAAACCAUUAGAAGUCUCAAAUUAGAUGAGAUGUAUAUAGACCAUAAUCCUUUACUAUGUGAUUGCAACUCAUUGUGGCUCAAGUAUUGGAUGUUGGACAAUAUACUAGCAUUUAAACGACUUGAACAUAUAACAUGCAGAAGUUUCAACGGAAUAAAAAAGUUCUUGCAAGUACCUGAUGAGAAAUUCACAUGUGUAAACAAUUUUGCAAAGAGUUUUGUUGCUGAAAUUCUAGGAACACUAUUUGGAAUAGCAGCAAUGUGUUUGCUAACGAUAGCAAUAGUCUUUAGGCAAUCAAUAAAAGUUUUACUAUAUUUUAAGUUUGGUUUCCACCCAUUUGAUCGUCAGUCUUGCGAAGAUUAUGAGACAAUUGAUAUAACAUUCGUUUACUCU
Mytilus californianus (California mussel) is the source of this 1806-nucleotide messenger RNA. RefSeq names its product protein toll-like. NCBI's taxonomy places the organism in Eukaryota, Metazoa, Mollusca, Bivalvia, Mytilida, Mytilidae. Gene Ontology annotation, molecular function: protein binding. The coding region runs from base 46 to 1341 and encodes 431 amino acids. The record is from RefSeq and is a predicted model, not a curated record. The transcript has a single exon.